Pectinophora gossypiella (pink bollworm) is the source of this 5977-nucleotide messenger RNA. RefSeq names its product G-protein-signaling modulator 2 (gene pins). The record is from RefSeq and is a predicted model, not a curated record. The coding region runs from base 185 to 2065 and encodes 626 amino acids. The transcript is spliced from 10 exons. Gene Ontology annotation, molecular function: identical protein binding; GTPase regulator activity. Lineage: Eukaryota; Metazoa; Arthropoda; Insecta; Lepidoptera; Gelechiidae.
AAGAGUGAAAAGAGGGAUAAUAUAUCCUCUGCUGGAAGAAUCGAGUUUUUAACGAAGCUUGUUGUACACGCCCAGCUGGAAUCAAGUAAUCUAUUUGAAAAGACAACAACUAUGAAAAUAAACUGAUUGUUUAUUAGUCUUUUAGUUCUUUUGUGUUCAAUACAAGUUUUGUUUUGAGAUUAGAAUGUCUGUGAGUGCCAGUGCAGAAAACCUGUCCACCGAUGCUCAGAGUUGUGAUGGAGGCUCCAUGUGCCUGGAGCUUGCCUUGGAAGGGGAGCGGCUCUGCAAAGCAGGAGACUGCCGUGCAGGAGUUGCAUUCUUUCAGGCCGCCAUCCAAGCUGGCACUGAUGACCUGAGAACACUCUCGGCUAUCUACAGCCAGCUUGGAAAUGCAUAUUUUUACCUAGGGGACUAUAAUAAAGCUAUGCAAUACCAUAAGCAUGAUUUGACAUUGGCAAGGACAAUGAAUGACAAACUAGGUGAAGCAAAAGCUUCCGGAAAUUUGGGCAAUACAUUGAAAGUAAUGGGAAAAUUUGCUGAGGCGAUCCAGUGCUGCAAGAGGCACUUGGAGAUUUCUCGUCAGCUAGGUGAUCGCCUGAGUGAGGGCAGGGCUCUGUACAACUUGGGGAAUGUGUACCAUGCUCAAGGCAAACAGCUGGGACGGGUUGGACAAAAUGACCCGGGACAUUUUCCUCAGGAAGUCAGAGACUGCCUUAUGCAAGCAAUUGCUUAUUACGAGGAGAACUUAGAGCUGAUGAGAAGCCUUGGUGACCGACAAGCGAUGGGGCGGGCUUGCGGGAAUCUGGGCAACACUUGCUACCUUCUUGGGGAUUUUGCGCGCGCUAUUCGUUACCACACGGAACGGCUGCAGAUCGCCAAAGAGUUUGGUGAUAAAGCAGCAGAGAGGCGAGCCAACAGUAACCUUGGAAACUCACAUAUAUUCCUCGGACAGUUUGAAAAUGCUGCUGAACAUUACAAGCGUACUUUGGCGCUCGCCGAAGAGCUGGGCGACGCGGCAGUGGAAGCCCAGGCCUGUUACUCUCUCGGGAACACGUACACAUUGCUGCGGGAGUACCGCAUCGCCGAGGAGUAUCACGCGCGCCACCUGGCGGCCGCUCGCAAGCUUCAGGACCGUGUCGGAGAAGGCAGAGCCUGCUGGUCGCUAGGCAAUGCGCAUGCAGCUCUCGGCAAUCAUGAGAAAGCUCUGUACUACGCUAAUGAGCAUUACAAUAUUUCCAAAGAAUUGGGUGAUGUAUUGGGCAUGGCGACAGCUCAGCUGAACAUAAGCGACCUGCGCAAGGUGCUGGGCUGGCCAGCCGAGACCGACUCACCGCCUACGCCCUCCCUCGACGCAGAGAACGACAAGACUCCCUGCACACCCUUCAACGCACUGCGUGUCAGGAGACAGAGCAUGGAACAGCUCUCGUUAAUACAGAUAACCCCAGAUGCUAAGAAGAAGGAAGGUGAACAGGAAACACAGAAGAAAAUGGAAGUAGUAAGGGCAGAGUCUGAAGAAAAUCCGGUGGAGACAUUCUUCGACCUUUUGAGCAGAUGCCAAUCAGAGCGCAUGGACGAACAGCGAGCUACGCUUAACGCGAACAAGGAGAACAGACCUAAACCUAAAUCUAGCACCAACAAGCUCCAACGAUCCGCUAGCAGUGGAAAUAAAACUGCCGGGCCGACGGACGCGAUGUUGGAUAUGAUAACGGACCUGCAGUCUGACCGCAUGGACUCGCAGCGUGCGGAGCUGCAGCCAGCCAAGAAGCUGACGAAAGAGAGUAAGGGCGCAUCGCUCCCAGGACUGCGCCCCCAGCAGACCACCAGCGCCAAGCCCGAGGACGACUUCCUCGACAUGAUCGCUCGUGUUCAGGGUUCUCGCCUGGAAGAUCAGCGGUCGGAGUUGCCUCGUCCUAAGCCGGAGGAACAACGUGCCAAGACAGUCCCAGACGAUGACUUCUUUGCGCUCCUAAUGAGGGCACAAGCUGGUCGCAUGGAGGACCAGCGAGCUACGAUUCCACUACAGGAAAAUCGUCAAAAUAAAGGCGGAUCAAACCCCAAAAAAUAGACAAAGAAUAUUUGUAUAAUAAUUGUUCUAGCUAUGUGGUCACGAAAAUGUAAUGUUGUCUUGCCACAGAACACAAUGUUUUGGCGCGGGAACCAUUUAGGUGCUGUUAUUUUUUGUGGUAAGAACAUUAUUAAUGCACUAUAAUCUUUCGUUAGGAACGUAACACUGAGUCCGGCAAAAUAACUGCGUACAUCAUUUUUUAAUUAUCAACUAACGUUGCACCGUAGAACUUUAUAGUUAUUAACAUUAAAUGUCUUUUGAACAAUAUAUUUAGACACGUAAGUUUCGUUCACAAGAAUACUGAAACCUAAAUAAAAAUAUCUAAUAACUAUAUAGCGCCCAGUCGCCUCCGUGUUACCUACAGAAUUAACCAAAUCCAAGAGUAUGUAAUUGUAUGCUGUGUGCUAGAUAUUUAUUCCAAAUGAUUUCUUUAUUUGUGACAUGUAUGUAUGUAACCCAAAAAAACCGGCUGAAAACAUAUUGAACAACAAGCAAAAGCAAAUGUUUUUGAAAAAUAUUUUAUAUACGUUAUUGUCUGACUGACUGUCUUGUUCAUUUUCAACAUUUACACUAAACUUCUUUUCGAUAUAAAACUGUUAUCGUCUGUUCUACAUUCAUAACAAGUACAAAAGAUGGACACUUCAUUUUUGACACAUGUUUUAUAAUUGAAAUAUUUUUACAAUUAUGAUAUUUCUAAGACAUUUUAUAUCUUUUAAGUAUUUUCCGACUGCUAUAUAAUAAAUAUAAUAAGUUAAAGUUUUUAUUAGAUAUCUACAGUACUACACUGUUUAUUUAGGAAUUUUGGAUUGCUAAUGAUGGUUUCUCAAAUAUAUUCUCUAUUGCACUUUAGUUAUUAAUUUUAUUAUUUACGAUAAUGGCGAAUAACAAUAUCGUAAUUCUGGAGUCAAUGUGUAAUCGAUAUACUCAAAUGAAUUUGUAAUGGCUAUGUGUAAUUAUAAAAUUAAUGGUACUAUAUAUUAAGUUUAUAAAGGGAUGGUCUACUUUAUUUUUUACUGAUCUUUAUGAAUAAAAUUGUUUAGAAUUAUAAAUCACUGACGUAGAUGGUUCCAGAUGAUGCCUAGAUUACAACUUUUUAAUUACUCGAUUAUCUAUUGUAUAGGUUAGGAUAAGGUAAAAAAUAGUGCCGAUUUUAGCAAUCAGCAACUUAUUUUUUUAGUUUAAUAGUACUAAACUAGCUCUCUCUUCCGUAUUGGAAGAACGGCACACAGGUUGAAGUUUUCCCGCCAAAAUCGGCACCAUUGUCUUAUUAUAAUGUGUGUCACCACAGCGUAAUUAAAGACGAUGUUUUAUUUCAAAAUAAAAAAGAAUACUAUUUUAUUUCAAUGUCUAGAUAACUGGAAUCAUUAAAGUAAUAAUUAAGUUUUAGUGGAUUAGUAAAUCGAAAUUAUUUUAAGAUUUUAAUCCGGUUUACGCGUAUUGUUUUCGUUUUAGCAAUAUUUUUCUAAUUUAUCAGUUUAUAAGCUCGUGUUGUAUAUUUAAUAGCACAUUAAUAUGGGUGUAAUAAUUAAAUUACUGUUUCUGUUUACGUUCGAGGUAGAGAAAAGUUUGAAUGACUUCAUAGAAAAACGAACACGAUAGUUUUCAUCACAACAUAAUUUUUAUAACUUUAUAUAUUUCUUUUGAUUUGGAACGUAAGUUGACAUUUACGAAGUUGUGAUUGCGAAGGAAUUGAUUAAAGAUUAAAACUUAGGCGCACUGCGAUGAUAGAUGUUUGAUUCGAUUUAGGGCACAAAAUACUUUGUUUUGUUACUCAGUCCCUUUGUUAUAUUUAUAGUAUUAGUCUCAUCGCUCUGCGCAUAGUAAAUGUAAAAAUAUAUUGACUAUUUGUUGAGAAGAAUCCCAAACUAAGAAUCAGAAGGUUUAUAUAGAGACAUUCGCAUUCAUUGGAUACGUAAUCAUUGAGGAUCGGUUAUAGCGUACAAGAUUUACCUAAUCUAUACCCUGUCUCUUAUUUUCUAUAUUCUUUAAUCAGUAUAGUGAUAUGUUGUAAUUUUGUUUUUGAUAAAUAUAUAUUUUUAUAAAUUUCGCUUUUUUAUAAAUACUGUUAAAAAGAAAGUGACGAAUAAAAAUGUGUUAUCUUGUUGAAUGGUGUAGAGGCAACAUUUCAAAAUUCUUUUAAGCAUCAGAUUAGGGCACAGGGUGUAGAUUUAUAUACCUACUUACAUGGUAUUACAGAUUAUGUCGCUAUCAGAUGUGGUGUGUAAUAUGUUCAUUUCUAUGUAUGGGAUCAUUCGCGUUUAAGCCACAUGUCUUUAUAAAAAGCAUAUUGUACAAACAUCUUGAAUAGUAAAAAAGCCUAAAGUAGGUAAAUAUUCUAGGUGUUAAAGUAUGAAAGAACCACCCGACGUGCAGAGGGUUCCGUAUAACUUUUUUCCCCUCAUAACACCGAAUGUGUUUAAUUUGUUGAUAACACAUUAUUGUCAAUUUCAGACAGAAUGACUAUGGUUUUGUACAGUUUAAAUUAUUUUUGCUACUCAGGGUGAUUCUUGCCCUUUCACAUAAACAAAACUUACGUCGUUUCCUAUUUAUAUGGCUGUCUUCUCGUUACGUUUUAGUAUUUUCUUUUUAGGUACCUAAAAAAAUAUAAACAUUUCGCAAUGAUUGCUAUGCAGGAUGUUUGAAUAAUACGUAAUGAGGGAGUUUCCAAUUCGACAUUCCCCAAACACACGAUAAAUGGCGUUGUUCAUUUUCAUUAUAAUUACCUAUUUACUCAUGGCUGGGGUACAUAGUUAUUAAAAAAUGAGAAGCAUAUAUAAAACUAAUUCCUGCUUGAUAUUUGUAUCACAUUAUGCAUAGAAUGAAGUUGCUAUAUUGUUUCUCUUUAUUUUGAUCAAAAUAAUAAUGGGUGAAAGUUGUAAUUGUACCUUGGUGUAAUAAAAAGUCAUCAUUUACACCCGAAAUCAAAGAUAAAAGAUGAAAUUAGAAGUUUAAACGAAGAAAAAUCUUAACAACGCCAUCUGUCGUGUUUUUGGGAACGCCGGUUGGAAAGUCUCUCAUUGUUUAUAAUACAUGUCAUUAACUAGUUAUCCCGGUGUCGCUGUGUUGAAUGCACCCGAUUCUUUUUACGUACACACAAAUUGAAAACUUAUUUUCUAUGAAUUUACAAUAUUGGUUGACACAAAAACUUUAUCUGUUGAGUUGGAAUUCCAUCUAAUUACGUUCAUGCUUUCUUUAAUUUGACCCUAAGAACUGAUUACUGUUUCAUAUGGUUUUGGCCAACGUGUGCUGUGCAGCAGUGUCAUUUUUUCACUCUAAACCGCGUCUGAACUAUCUUCCGAUUCUAUACCUAUCUAAACAGUAACUAUACCUGUCAGUACCUACCAUAAUAGCAUCUUCGCCCGUUUGGUUUUUGUUCGAAAAUGUUCUCUACAGAACCUGUACACUAAAAAAAUGCUUGAAGAAUCGGGGGCAUUAGACACCGGGGCAUAAAAACGGAUUCAUUUAUAUGAUAAGAUUUACCAAUAGUGAGCAUUCGUAUAAUUUAUAAAAUUGUACCAUAUUCGCAGUCAUUUAAAAGCAUUAAAAUGUGUCUUGAAAAGCCUACUAGAUAUAUUAUAAUGAUGGUGAGAUGACGACUAAUGUAAUGAAGUAUGAAAUUUCUUUCGGUAAGUAAUAUUAUGGUGAUUAUAAAUAAAAUCUAAUCAAAGAUGUUGUAAAUCUGUGUCUCAAUUAUCAAAUUAACAUUCCAUCCAUUUAUAAAACACUCAGGAUAUGAUAAUUUAUUUUUACUAUGUGGACGUCGUAAUAAAUGCUACACCAAGUAGAGUAAUGAAAAAUGAAAUGGCCAAAAUUAUGUUUCAAUGUAUUGUAAUAAUAAUAACAUUUAAACUAUGUAUGUAAUAAUUGUUAUUCCAGGCCAAUAAUAAAUGCCAAAUUACUAAUUCGAAUAUA